AUGUCCCUCAAGGGCCCCAAUCCUCAGCACAACGACGGCUCCGGCCUGCGCGUCGCCAUCGUCCACGCCCGCUGGAACGCCACCGUCAUCGAGCCCCUCGUCGCCGGCGCGCGCAAGAAGCUCCUCGAGGCGGGCGUCAAGGAGGAGAACAUUGUCACGCAAUCCUGCCCCGGGUCCUGGGAGCUUCCCAUUGCCGUCCAGCGCCUCAUCUCCGCGUCGACCAUCCAGUCCAAUGCCACCGGCGCGCCCUCGGCGACCGACCUGCUCGCCUCGUCGACAGCCGAUCUCUCGGUGACCUCGACCGCCUCGGGUCCUUUUGACGCCAUCAUUGCGGUCGGCGUCCUCAUCAAGGGCGAGACCAUGCAUUUUGAGUACAUUGCCGAGGCCGCCGUGCACGGCCUGAUGCGCGCCCAGCUCGACACGGGCAUCCCGGUCAUCCUGGGCAUCCUGACUGUCCUCAACGAGGACCAGGCCAAGGCCCGCGCGGGCAUUGACGGCAAGGGACACAACCACGGCGAAGAUUGGGGCUCGGCGGCCGUGGAGAUGGGCGUCAAGAGGCAAGAGUGGGCAUCGGGCAAGAUUGAGGGCUAG
Messenger RNA from Emericellopsis atlantica, 591 nucleotides. Its product is annotated as 6,7-dimethyl-8-ribityllumazine synthase. The transcript is spliced from 2 exons. NCBI's taxonomy places the organism in Eukaryota, Fungi, Ascomycota, Sordariomycetes, Hypocreales, Bionectriaceae. Bases 1 to 591 code for a protein of 196 amino acids. The record is from RefSeq and is a predicted model, not a curated record. Gene Ontology annotation, molecular function: 6,7-dimethyl-8-ribityllumazine synthase activity. Gene Ontology annotation, biological process: riboflavin biosynthetic process. Gene Ontology annotation, cellular component: riboflavin synthase complex; mitochondrial intermembrane space; intracellular anatomical structure.